ACUCUUCAGCCCCAAGCGGGCACCGCCACUGCUAUCUGGCGAGUUUCUGCUUGCGCUCGGCCUUUUUUACUGACCCCACAGGAAACAGCUACACUGAAUCAACCACCGGAAGCUCAGGCAAUGGCUGCCUCAACCGCCUCUCAACGCCCCCUCAAAGGGAUCUUGAAGAACAGCUCGACCACUUCCUCGGUGGUGCCUGUGUCCGACCAGCCAGGCAGAAGUGUAGACGAAGAUCGAAGUAAAAAGACCCAGAAGUGGGAUGAAAUGAACAUUCUUGCAACAUACCAUCCAGCAGACAAGGACUACGGCUUAAUGAAAAUCGAUGAACCUAGCACCCCUUAUCAUGCUAUGGUAAGUGAUGAUGAAGAUGUACUGAGUGACACAGAACGAACUGAAACUUUGACCCCGGAUGUCCUUGCUAAGAAGUUAGCUGCUGCUGAAGGCUUAGAGCUAAAAUACCGACUUCAUGAACAGGAAAGUAGCGGAGAUGAAGACAGUGACCUAUCACCUGAAGAGCAAGAAAGAAAACGACAGUUUGAAAUGAAAAGGAAGCUUCAUUACAACGAAGCAAUAAAUCUUAAACUAGCCAGACAACUGCUUUCCGAUGAUGAGGAAGAUGAAGAAAUAUUGCAAGUUAUAACUGCACCAGGCACAAGUAUGGAAGGACCAACUCAAUCAUUUGCUAUAGAUGAACAACCUCAAAACAGUUCACAGAGUUCAUAGAGAAGAGACUCGCUCAGCGUUGUAAUUGUCACGUAUAGAACUGUAACUGUAAUACGCGGCAUUUUGUUCUCUAAAGUUCAUGGCUUAACAUCAAGGUGCACAGGAAUAGAUUGCCAGGAAUUAAAUAACUUCUGAGACUAAUUGGACUGAAAACACCUAGUUGUUAACGUAUUCUGGUGCCAAGUUCUUCCUCAUAAAUAAAGCAUAACAUCAUCAGUUGAAAAA
Molecule: messenger RNA, 948 nt
Organism: Erinaceus europaeus (western European hedgehog)
Lineage: Eukaryota; Metazoa; Chordata; Mammalia; Eulipotyphla; Erinaceidae
Product: protein phosphatase inhibitor 2-like
Exons: 1
Coding region: 121-723 (200 amino acids)
Biological process (GO): regulation of signal transduction
Molecular function (GO): protein phosphatase inhibitor activity
Source: RefSeq, a predicted model, not a curated record